Rubroshorea leprosula is the source of this 1078-nucleotide messenger RNA. The record is from the annotation of a GenBank genome assembly. Lineage: Eukaryota; Viridiplantae; Streptophyta; Magnoliopsida; Malvales; Dipterocarpaceae.
CUCCUGCAAACCACAAGACUCUGUUCAAAGACCUGAAAGUUAUCGACACCUUUUGCCCCUCUCCAUGCCUAGACCAGGCCUCAUCUUUGCCGCUCUUCUUCUUCUUCUUCUUCUUCUGGCCUUAAUUCAUGAAACCUGCAGUGCCAAAGAUAAACAUUACUGUCCACCUUCUUCUUGUGGAAAUAAUUCGAAUAUUAGCUACCCUUUCAGAUUAAACACGGAUCCGCCUAAUUACUGUGAAAUGACUGCAGAUCCAGUAUAUAAUCUAUCCUGUGAGAACAACCUUACAGUAUUGUACUCUGAUCAAUCAAGAAAAUUCUACGUGAAAGCAAUCAAUUAUGACAAUCAAACAAUUCGAGUUGCUGAUGCUGGUUUUGAAGGGAGCUGCUCCAUACCUCAAUAUUCUUGGAACGUCUCUAACUUCUCAACGUUUUCACAACAUUACUCUCUUUUUUCUUAUUAUUAUUAUUAUUAUCAUUAUUAUUAUGCCUAUAAUGUUUAUUUAUGGGGGGAUGUUCUUUUCAUAAGUUGUGGAAAUCUUGUAAGUGAUCCUCUUUAUGUGGAAGCUCCUGCCUGCAUUAAUGACAGCUCUUUCUCCACACCUUAUAGGCCUAAAUCUGAAGGCAAAAGGUAUUAUUAUGUGAUAGUUGGAAGGACAACUGCACUUGAGUUAAAACCCUCAUGCCGUAUUGAGCUAAUGGCACUUACACCUUUCAUACGGGAGACGAAUUACGAGAACCUCUCCUACCUGGACAUCCACCAUUUGUUAGCAUAUGGAAUUGAGUUGUCGUGGAGGCGUGCUUCAUGUGGAGAGACAGAUUCUUCCUACAUUAAUGAGGAAAACCACUGUGUUUCUUAUCCUCCAGCUGUUCCUGUUCCUGUUGCUGCAUAUCUGGUGAACCGAGUUUACGAAGUAAUUUUCAACCAUGUUCUAUAUUUUCUCGGUUAUGAUUUACCUGUGCGCCUGUUUCCAGAUAUACAUGAUUAUGCGCCCGAUUAUGCGCCCUAUCAUGUAAAAGGUAAGUUCCUAUAAUCCACAUCAUGUUCAAUUAAUUUAUAAGAAAAAAAAACGUUUUUC